This is a messenger RNA of Vespa mandarinia (Asian giant hornet), 2441 nucleotides long. RefSeq names its product cullin 5 (gene Cul5). The record is from RefSeq and is a predicted model, not a curated record. Gene Ontology annotation, molecular function: ubiquitin protein ligase binding. Gene Ontology annotation, cellular component: cullin-RING ubiquitin ligase complex. NCBI's taxonomy places the organism in Eukaryota, Metazoa, Arthropoda, Insecta, Hymenoptera, Vespidae. Gene Ontology annotation, biological process: ubiquitin-dependent protein catabolic process.
UGCACGAGUUCAUUGGCGUACUCAGACUAAACAUAGGAUAUGUCAAAAUUUUGUGAUGGCGUCGAUGUUAAAGAAUAAAGAUGAAUUUACAUUUGAAGAUAAAUGGCCAUACAUGCACCCUAUAAUAUUGAAACUUCUUAACCAAGAACCAGUAACACAUGCAGAAUGGCAAGAUUUAUUUUACUCUAUUCACUUGGUAUGUAUGUGGGAUGAAAAGGGAUCUACAAAGUUACGCAAUCUUCUUAAAGAAAAUAUAAUGGAUUUUAUAAAGCAAGCUCAACAAAGAGUAUUAGCGCAUCAAGAGGAACAAGCAUUAUUAAAGGCAUAUAUAGCUGAAUGGAGAAAGUUUUUUGCACAGUGCAAUUAUUUACCUACCCCAUUUGGGCUAUUAGAAACAUAUCUUGCUGGAAAAAUUAGUUCUAGUGUACCGAAGAGAAAUCAGUCUGAUGAUCUCGUCAGGAAACUGAUGUUAGAUAGUUGGAAUCAAAGUAUAUUUGGUGAAAUAAAACAGAGACUCCAAGAUUCGGCUAUGAGAUUAGUACGUGCUGAAAGAAAUGGGGAAGCAUUUGAUUCCCAAUUAGUUAUUGGUGUUAGAGAAUCUUAUGUAAAUCUGUGUUCAAAUACAGCCGAUAAACUACAGAUCUAUAGAGAAAAUUUUGAAGCUGCCUAUAUAGAAGCAACAGAAGCAUUUUAUUGGGUUAAAGCGCCAGAACAAUUGUCAUUACAUGGAGUAGAAAAUUACAUGCGCUAUGCAGAAUCUAAAUUAAGGGAAGAAGAACUACGUGCACAAAAAUAUUUAGAACCAAAUAGUGCAAGUGUACAACUUUUAACUGAUUGUUGUGUAAGAGUUUUAGUAGCAACUUUUAAAUCAGUUAUACUUGCGGAAUGUCCAAGAAUGAUACAACAUCAUCAAACGGACGAACUUCGAUUAAUGUUAAAACUAAUGGAUAGAGUAUCAGAAGGGGUUGGUCCUAUGUUAAGAAAUCUUGAAGAACAUAUAGCAAGUGCAGGAUUAGCAGAUAUGAUGGCAGCAGUAGAUUUUAUUACUCAAGACUCGGAAAAAUAUGUAGAAAGAUUAUUAGAUCUAUUUAGACGAUUUUCCACUUUAGUGAAAGAAGCAUUUGAUGAUGACCCACGUUUCCUUACUGCACGAGAUAAAGCUUACAAGCUCGUUGUUAACGAUGCUACAGUUUUUAGACUCGAAUUACCUGCUCGCCAAGCUUCUGGCAUCGGUACAACAAUUGUAAACAAUAAACCUAAUAAUAAUAACAAUGGACAACCAGAAUCAAAAUGUCCAGAAUUGUUAGCUAAUUACUGUGAUAUGCUUCUUAGAAAAACUCCAUUAAGUAAGAAAUUAACUUCAGAUGAAAUAGAAAGCAAAUUAAGAGAUGUGUUACUUGUUUUAAAAUACGUACAAAAUAAAGAUGUUUUCAUGCGUUAUCAUAAGGCACAUUUAACAAGAAGGCUUAUAUUAGAUACAUCAGCAGAUUCUGAAAAGGAAGAAAAUAUGGUAGAAUGGCUUAGAGAAGUUGGUAUGCCUGCUGAUUAUGUCAAUAAAUUAGCCAGAAUGUUUCAAGAUAUUAAAGUAUCUCAAGAUCUUAAUCAACAGUUUAAAGAACAAUGUCGUGCUGCCAUCGCAGAUAGCAUAAAUAUAAAGAUAUUAAACGCAGGUGCCUGGGCAAGAGGUAGUGAAAGGGUUACUGUAAGUUUACCUUUACAACUUGAAGAUUAUAUACCAGAAGUUGAAGAAUUUUACAAAAAAAAGCACAGUGGACGAAAGUUACAAUGGUAUCAUCAUAUGUCAAAUGGCACGAUAACAUUUUCCAACCAAGUGGGUCGCUUCGAUGUGGACGUCACAACAUUUCAAAUGGCUGUUUUAUUUGCUUGGAAUCAACGGCCUUUUGAAAAAAUUUCUUAUGAGAAUCUUCGUCUUGCUACAGAACUUCCUGAUCCAGAGUUACGACGAACGCUAUGGUCAUUAUGUGCUUUUCCAAAAUUAAAACGUCAACUUCUUUUAGUAGAACCACAUGCAUAUAGUCCAAAAGAUUUUGGGAACGAUACAAGAUUUUGGGUGAAUCAAGAGUUUGCCAUAGUAAAAAAUGGAAAAUUACAAAAAAGAGGAAAGAUAAAUCUAAUAGGUCGAUUACAAUUAUCUACGGAAAGAAGUAAAGAAGAGGAUAAUCAAUCAAUCGUACAACUGAGAAUAUUACGAGUUCAGGAAGCUAUCAUCAAGAUUUUAAAAAUAAGAAAGAAAAUUAGUAAUGUUCAAUUACAAACUGAAUUAGUAGAUAUAUUAAAAAAUAUGUUUUUACCAAGUAAAAAGAUGAUAAAAGAACAAAUUGAAUGGCUUAUUGAGCACAAAUAUAUUCGUAGACACGAUGACGAUAUUAAUACAUUUGUGUAUAUGGCGUAACACCGAAAUAUAUAUCCAUAUAAAAUUG